Cokeromyces recurvatus is the source of this 749-nucleotide messenger RNA. RefSeq lists its product as uncharacterized. Lineage: Eukaryota; Fungi; Mucoromycota; Mucoromycetes; Mucorales; Mucoraceae. Bases 60 to 629 code for a protein of 189 amino acids. The transcript has 2 exons. The record is from RefSeq and is a predicted model, not a curated record.
CGUCAACAACUUUACGUUUUUUUUUCUAACACACUACUAUAGCUAAUACUUUCAAAAAAAUGGCACAAUUACAAAAACGUUAUAGUAAUAACAACUCAUCAAUACGCAUAUCACAAAAGGUCGUCCGCGAAUUACUUGAUUAUAUUCGAUUAUUUGACAUGUCAGAAACAAGAGAUAAGGAUAAACUACAACCCCAUGUUGUUCCAGUGACAUUGGUGGACAACUUUUUGUCUAGCACAGGUCAUACUGCAGAAGAAAUCAUGCAAUAUAUUUAUAAACAAGAACAAAUACGUAAAAAAGAUGACAGUAAUAAAAACAACAAUCCAACUUUUGAGUUUACUUCUUUCUUUGACUACAUGAAAGAUGAACGUGUGCAAACAGGCGCAUUGCCUAAAAUAAAGCAAGUUGUAAACAGUUUAAAGUUACUUAUAUACCAUCCAAGUUUAGAUGACGUUGAAAGACAUGUUUCUAAUUGUUUUCAACAAUAUUAUGCGCUUAUGAAAUUACCAUCUAGAGAUAAAUUUUAUACGAUGCCGAUAGAAAAGCAAGAAGAAUAUGUAGGAUUACUGAAAUCGAUAUUUGAAAAUAUGUUUCCAGACUAUUUUUUUGAAAUGAAGCCUUAUGGGUAAAUGACAAUUUACAGCUUAAAUAUAAAUAUGUAAAGUUAGACAGAUGAUCAACGUUUAUAUAUAUAUAUAAAUAUAUACAUAUAUUUAUUUUGAUUAGAUCUUUUGUCAUUGGAUUAGGAU